CUCGUACCACCGUACCUUUCGUACUUUCUUCACCUCAUCCAUCUUGGAAACUCUUCUCGGCACCUGUCAUUUGCCUGCGUUCUUCUUCUCUCACAAACGAUUCUUGACUCUCAAUCUCGAAUAUCUCCCUCCUCUUUCUCUUCCCCAACCACGCCUCGUCUCAUUGUCAUGGUGCCGGAUGCAAUCCAUCUUCUCCCUCUUCCUUCAUAGACCCUAUCUUGCUCUCCGUCCCUCCCUCCGUCCCUCCUCUUUCUCUAGACUCUCUAGACCACCUCUUCUCUCGAUAUCCGACACCACACCAUCACCAAGCAUCCGGCAUAACCGCAACGUAUCGUCGUCACUGCCCAUCACUUCAUUUCCUCGCCUUUCUUUUUGCUGGCGACCGUGGCUUGCAGGUUGCCGUUCUCCAUCUUCGCCUCUGCCCACCAUGGCGUCUCCUGUGCCCAUGCCGUCCAUGGGCCAUUGGGGCGCCAAUGGGCAUCAGCAACUCUCGGAGUUUCAGCAGCAACAUAAUUCACAAAAUGAGCAGCCUCAUACAUCCUACCAGCAGCCGUCUCAAUCACAUCCUCAACCUCAACCGCAACAGCCGCCACAGCAACAGCCGCCGCAGCAACAGCAACAGCCACAGCAACAACAACAACCAGGCGAAGAUGGUCCUCAAUUGAAGCUUAUGGGGCUCAAAGUCAACUACACCAUCGAUACCGAUACCCAGGCCAAUUAUCUAGCCCGCCAUCCUCGACCUUUAAAUGUCCAGACCAUCUCCAUAGACCAGACCAACCAGAUUGGCCUCGUUGACCUCAAAGCGUGUGUCCGAUGCAUCGCGAACUGCAGCCCCGAGCUUCUCUCCCACCCAGGCGACUACACCAUAUACGCCUACGACUUCUCCGAGCCCGAAAUCCCACUCGUCGGUCAGGGUAUGCUCUCCUCCGUCCUCGACGCCGACUCUUCCGACUCCAAAUUCGUCGUCGGCCGCGUCACCAAGAACAUGUUGGCCGUCUUGGGUGGUGGUCUCAAGGAAACCCUCGAGACCAGGUUCAGGUUGCUCUCCACCCUUAGAAUCCCGAAACCCGAGUCGAAUUCGAACUCGACCUACAACUCGAAUGCAACUCCCAACCCGAACUACCGCCCCGAGUUUGGCCGCUCCGAAAGCCAACUGAGUGUCGACCUUCCUCCCUCACACAACCAAGGCCCCGAGCGGGCCAUGACACCCACAGGGACUGCCGAAUGGAAUUCCUUCUUGCAGUCGAACCCUCAACUGGGCCACCAAGGCCCGACUAGCCAUAUUCCCCCUUCCGCACCUGCUCCUUCACAAAACCGCGCCGAGUUUCCACACCCCCUUCAACCUCGCCGUGACUCCUUCGGCCACCCUGGCUCGUCGGCUCAAAUCCCUCCUCCCGCCCCACCUGCCAGCACCAGCACCGCCGCUAGUGCCGGUGCCCCUGACUGCCUCACCAGGAUUGCACCGACACCCGUGGGUCCGGCCGAAACUGCAAUGGACUCUGCUGCCAACCCCCCUUCACGCCCUUCAUCGAGAGCCUCGAACAAGUCACGCAAGAAGGCGCCCAGCGGCCGGCCACGGGGUCGUCCAAGGAAAAAUGCCGCCCCCGACAUGCCCGGUAGUACGUCUGGCUACGAGGAUGGAACUGAUGCAGAGGAGGGGCUCCCCAAGAAGAAGAGGGCAAGGAUCUCCAAGGUCGUCAAGAAUAUCAACACCCCUUUCGGGGGCGGUCCCGAUUUGCUACGCGUGGCUGCUAGCACUUCUGGCUCCCUCCGUAGCCUCCGGCCUGCUGGUCCUAUGGGCGAGGCGCCACAAGGCAACCACCUGCAGGAGGUUCCUAGAGCCCCCACGCCUGUCCCCGACGGAAGAGGAGCCCCGGCGAGGGGAUCGUUUGGGAUGAGAGACGCGCGCACCGAGAUCCGUCGACUGUCUACCCUCAACCAGACAGCAAACCCAGCGGAACACCAGGAUGGUCGUUCGCCCGACUCGGACGCCGUGACGCCCAUGAUGUACUCGGAUGACAGCGCUGCUCUGAUCGGGUCGUCUCCCCCGGUCCCGCGGAUAGCGCCCUACAUCCGGUCAAGUCCUCCCCCUUCUAGUCCCAUCCUACCCCCCAUGCCGAAGCCGCAGUCGCAGCCAGAUUCUGGCUUCAUGAGCGGUGGCAUAGACGAUGUGACCGAGGAGCCGUUGAGAUCAGUUCAGCCAGCACCAGCACCAGCACCAGCACCUGUAACCGCACCAGCACCUGUAACCGCACCCGCACCCCCACCUGCACCUGCUCCCAAGAGGAAAAGGUCUCGAUCUCGCGACACGUCUCACAUUCCUAUCCAAAUCUUCGAGCUCCGACAAAGUCAAGGUCUCUCCAGCGAUGUCGAGAUGGUUCCGUACGGUAGUUCAGGUCCGCGGGCCCCGACCUCUGCCCCCGGUUACUUUCGUCCACUUCCUCCUGCAUUGGAGCGAUCCCAAAGCGAUAAUAUGCGAGCCGCCUUGCCUCCUCGCCCUCCUCCUCCUCCUGCCGCCCUUCCGUCACCAGUUCCUCCUCCCCCAGCACAAGAGAAAAACGAGUCCCCGUCGCAGCCAAGGGGGCCAGCUACGGCGGGAGAGGGGGACGUGCAAAUGUUGGAUAGAGGUGCUCCAGCGGAAGAGCAGCGGUCAGUGGAAUUUCGGGAGGGAAGUGGCUACGCUGGUCCCGUCAAUGGCGAGACCACCGUCGCUUCGAAUGCCCAGUCGGAGGAUGUGCCAGUUGAAACAAUUGAGAAGGUCGAGGAUCAGGAGGGUCAGGAGAUUCUCCGACGUCUACGCAUGGUCGUCGGAGAGGAGUCGACCCCUUCCGGAACAGCAACACGCGAGAACGAUUCCGAAUCGUCAUUUACCCUACCGCCCGCCCCUCUGCCAGCCGCAACUACAUCCCAACAGCCCGGGCCGCUGUCCCAGUCAACGCCGUCCACAUUCCGGCCGCUAACCCUUCCGCCCAUCCCCGCGAGCGAUCCGAUCGGGUCCCUGGCGCUCCCUCCGAUGCCGUCCCAAGAAGCUACGUCCUUCUCGGAGGCCAUCUGUCCACCAAGCGAUGCGCCGCAACCGUCCAAGUCGCCGCAGCCGGGACCCAAAGCAAGCAAGAACUACGUUAAAAAGGCGUCGAUUCGGCAGAAACUUGAGGAGGCUAUCAGGAAUGGCGAGAUGCCCCCGUAUUGCGGUAACUGUGGCGCCAUUGAGACGCCGACGUGGAGGAAAGUGUGGACACAAGACGUGGUCGGCAGCCCGGAAUUCUGCGAGUUCUCCGAGAAGCCAGGCAGGAUCACGGCCAUCAUCGUACUGGAGCGGGACGACGAGGACAAGAUCACCAAGUACCAGAUGAUCAAGAAGAGCCUUGGUCUGAAUGAAGACAAGGCGGAGUGGACCGAUACGAUUCUCUGCAACCCCUGCGGUAUCUGGCUGGCGAAGUGGAAAUGUCAACGACCCGCUACGCAGUGGGACAAGGACCAGAACCGUCUUCAACGAUCGCGGCACCGCAGAGGGACCAGUAGUACGGGACGAAAAUCGCGAUCUCGCUCGAAGAAGGCGGGCUCAGCGGACGCGCAAAGGCCUGUUGCCGCAUCGGAAGCCAAUGUUCCUCAGACGGACCCUAUCGGGCCUGCAGAUGGCCAACAUGGGCACCCCCACGACGAAACCGGAAGCCACUCGGGAAGCCAAUGGGCAAACCAGUCGUUCGCACUGACGGAACAGAGCGGAGUAAGCGGUUCGCGUUCUAGAGAGGCGUCGCUAGCUCUGGAAAAAGUUCUGCUGCAGAUUGAUUCCCAGCCGCCUUCGCGGGAGCACCGCUCCGGGCCCGGCUCGACUCACUCGAGAGGGAGCGGUACGGCCAAGAGCCCCAUCAACCUGGAGGACGCGGACCACGACCACGAUAUGCCUGAUAUGGGCAGCACACGUCGGCUCUUGUUUCCUUCGCCCCGCAAGGAUGGCGUACCCAAGGUGCUGAACGACGUGGCCAUCAAUAUCGUACAGACGACGGAGAACCAGCGGGGACUCAAGGAGGCGAUGCCGGAGAAGGAGAACGUGGACAUCAGCACCAAAGACGCAGAUGGAACUGCCCUCGCUGACGAUGAGGAUCUCGAGGCCCUCUUCCGCAGUCCGAUGGCCCGGCCUUCUACCCCUCCACCAAAGUCGAAGAACCCGAACCAAGGUCCGUUCAAGACUCCGACGCGGCCAACGCCUAGCCACCGACCGAUUACUAGGAGUAUAUCGCGCUCGAUUCAGUCUAAGCGGUCCGCCAAGUCGCCAGGCCAGGCAGCCAUACAGCGAACGCCCACGAGGACACCGCGGUCUGCGCUCCGUCUCCCAUUAACCGAGAGCCCGACGCUGCGCAGGAGCCCUCGAUUCCAGCACGACGAGGAUAACAACCUCCUCGAGACGCCCAUGACUAGGAGCAUCAACCAACUUCUCUCCGAAGCACACGACUUUGACGUGGGUGCCAACUUCGACCUUGACUUGACCCACUUUACUUCAUUCGACGACGAUGGCCAGAAUAUGCUCGAUUUGGGCCAUUUACUCGACACGGACGCGGCACUGCCUAGAUCGUCGCCACGACGGCGCGAUCAGGAGGCCCUCCCAUAUGACGAGGCGAUCUGGAGUCAAUGGAGUGAGGCCGGUAACCAGGAAGACGAGAAGGAGUAA
This is a messenger RNA of Sodiomyces alkalinus F11, 4669 nucleotides long. RefSeq lists its product as hypothetical. The coding region runs from base 179 to 4669 and encodes 1496 amino acids. The record is from RefSeq and is a predicted model, not a curated record. Gene Ontology annotation, molecular function: zinc ion binding. Gene Ontology annotation, biological process: silent mating-type cassette heterochromatin formation; regulation of transcription by RNA polymerase II; rDNA heterochromatin formation. Lineage: Eukaryota; Fungi; Ascomycota; Sordariomycetes; Glomerellales; Plectosphaerellaceae. The transcript is spliced from 3 exons.